CAAGGACCGAGAGCCAGCAACAUUCUCAGUUUCACGGAGAAUCAGUGAAAAUCCCUCUAAUACGUAGUAUCUGCUUCGUUCUCUCGCUCCCUCGACCCCCGUCGACGUCUGAAGAGAAAUCUUCCCUCCCAUUGUCCACAAUGGGCCGCUUAAACCUCACAGCCCUCAACGUCCGGAAAAUCGCUCUCGCAAAUUUGGCGGCCGGCAAGAAAGCAAACCGACCCGGCUGGGUGGAUGUUGUAGGCGAAAUCCCUCCAGCUCAAAUAUUGAUCCGGCAGCAACCCGCGCGACAUCCUCUAACGAGAGUCCGCACACGAACUCUUCCCAAUGGAAAAACGGAGCAAUACACACAAACAACAGAACCUAAGAAGCCCAAGUCAUCCAAACCCCGACACCUUUUCACACCCAGACACUUAAGAUACGAGGAGGAUGAGCUACGGACAAGAUUUUUCAGUGACCAUCCCUGGGAGCUAGCGAGGCCACGAGUCGUGCUCGAGACGUCAGGAGAUCAAUACAAGAAUGCAGACUGGUCGAAAGGUAUCAUGCAGCCGGGCAUCGCCUUAUCCGGCGAGUCUGUUGUCCAGCGACAACUUUGGCUGCUUGAGAACGUACCCGACAUUACCGUCCCUCAAGCCUACGAUAUCGCACGAAAGGAGUUCUACGCUCUGCGCCGAUCAGAAGAGACGAGGAAUAGGAUUGCUGCUGAAGAAGCAAGACAUAUGGGUGCGCAGUUUGGCAAGUCAGCGAUCCAGAUCAGUAUGGGUAUCGAGAACAAAAUGUACAAUGACUGGGAGAAUUGGGCUCGACAGGUGGUAAAUGAACAGGCCAAUCGAAACGCGGCCUUUGAGGGUACCAUCAUGGCUUCGGAAGACGCUGCUUUGAAAGAGACCGAGAAUGAAGAGCGUCCGGCAAUUGGUGCUGGUGUUUUCGCUCAGCAGCAGCAGAUGGAUGCACGAUCACUGAGGCGGCCUGCAUAGCCAGGCAGUGUGCUACAAUGGGGCUUCGUAAGGGAAACAUGUUUUAUUAUGGUAUCAGAAUCGAGACUCUUUCUCCACGCGACAAACACGAUGCUCGCUUUAAGCUCUGCCAUGUGCCUUCUAACUCUACCUUCAACACGACCACGAACACGAUGA
Exophiala xenobiotica is the source of this 1133-nucleotide messenger RNA. RefSeq lists its product as uncharacterized. The record is from RefSeq and is a predicted model, not a curated record. Lineage: Eukaryota; Fungi; Ascomycota; Eurotiomycetes; Chaetothyriales; Herpotrichiellaceae. Gene Ontology annotation, cellular component: mitochondrial small ribosomal subunit. Gene Ontology annotation, molecular function: structural constituent of ribosome. Bases 141 to 977 code for a protein of 278 amino acids. The transcript has a single exon.